CCCAGGUCUGAGACUGCAUAGCACCUCAAAUGGCCUGAUUUCUAUUUUGAUCAAAUUUUUAAAAAAGUGUUUCCAAAGGGUCAACAUACACACACUAUUCCAGAGGCAACUGUACCACUUUUAAAAGGUCUUGUAGUAAAGAUAAACAUCUCUUUGCCACUGCUACUGCUUCUAGGCUUCAGAUCUGUUUGUUGCCAAGUUACUGCCUUUGUUCAUGGGACAAGCCAUCCCGAGAAAUCAUUAAUCCAUGCCCAGCCUUGUCUUAGUUCCUUGUUCCUUGUUCCUUCUACUGGCAAGAGUAAAGUGCACUGAACAGAAACUAGAGAAAUACAACCUGCAGCCAUGGGCGAUGGCCAGGAAAGCAGUUAUGAGAGGAGAGAAUACAAAGCAGGUAUGUGGUGGUCUUUUCCCCCUAUAGAUUGCUGGUUUGAUCUGGGACUGAUUGGUCGCAAAAAUCCUCUAGCUUUUGAAAUCUCUGGUUACUCUACCACUGUCACCGCCUGAUCUGGAAGCAUUGUGUGCUUCUGCAAACGGAAUCCUGGAAGGGGUUGGAAUGCGAUUUAAUUAAAAGCAUAUCUGAAAGCGAGAGAAUGGAAUCAGCUUCCAUUUGCCGGGCCACUUUAAAAAAAAAAGACUUCUGAGGAAAACUCAUCAGCAGUUGGGGAACCUCUGGUUCACUAUAAUCGACUUUUCAGGAAGGGGAUGGUAUAAACAUAUCAGGCCCUCUUAAGGAGAGAUGCUGUGGAACAUGACAGCGAGCAUAUAGAUAGAAUCUGGGGCCUUCUAGUGAAGGGCAUGUAAUGGUAAUAAUAACAGCCCCAGAGCUACAAUUAAUUAAUUAAUUUUAUAAUGAAUGAUUUUAGAGUGUUGUUUGUGCUGUACUUUUGUACUGUUUUAUUGUUGUUAGCCGCCCUGAGCCCGGCUUCGGCUGGGGAGGGCGGGAUAUAAAUAAAAUUUAUUAUUAUUAUUAUUAUUAUUAUUAUUAUUUAUUCCCAGAGUGGCUUAACAAUCCUCCUUCACAGGGAAAUGGGAACUGUAGCCAUGGGAGGGGAAUAAGGAGGUCUCUGAACAAUUCUCAGCACCCUUAACAGUUCCCAGAAUUCUUUGGGGAAGCCAUGACUGUUUAAAGUGGUGCCAUAAUGUUUUACAUGUGUGGUGUCAGUGUGGCCUAGAAGGGGUCAGCAAACUUUUUCACUAGGUCCCUCAGACCUUGUGGGGGACCGGACUAUAUUUUUUUGGAGGGGGGAUGAAUCCUAUGCCCCACAAAUAACCCAGAGAUGCAUUUUAAAUAAAAGCACAUAUUCUUCUCAUGUAAAAACACCAGGCAGGCUCCACAAGUAACUCAGAGAUGCAUUUUAAAUAAAAGAAGACAUUCUACUCAUGUAAAAAUACGCUGAUUCCCAGGCCAUCCACGGGCCAGAUUUAGAAGGCAAUUGGGCCGGAUCCGGCCCCAGGGCCUUAGUUGCCUACCAAUGGCGCCUAGAUAGUAUGUUGGAUUUUUCUAUAUGCAUGCAUUGAUAUCUGGCGCAGGGUGCAUUGAAAAUGGGCUGCUGCUUCCUGAGCCAUGAAUGCCUCCCGUCUUAUUCUGCUUCCUCUCUCCAGGGUCCAGCUGGGGUCGCCAUGGCCCGCCAUCUCUCUAUCUCCAGCUGCCAAGCAACCAGACACUGCGUUUCCGUGGCAACAAGGCAGCGGCCUGGGGAGCCGCUUGGGAGGGGGCAUCCAAACCUGAGGUUGACCCUCAGGAACUUGUCCCGGAAUUUGUAGGAGGGGAGGAAGAGGAAGACAGCAAGCCACUGAAAGAGCUGCCCCUCUGCCUUGAGGAGAAACGGAAGCUCAGGUAGUGCCAGGACGCCUGGGUCCUUGAGAAGGGGGUGAGGACUGAUACUCAGAAAACCUAAGGUGCUGCAGGCUUGGGCAACCUGUGGCCCGAGGGCACAUGCAACCCUCAGCUUAAUUUAAUGUAGAUGUUGACCUUAUCUGCAUACACACCAUAACAUUUAAAGCACAUUCCCCUCCCCAAAGAAUCAUGGGAACUGUAGUCUACCCCCUCACAGAGCUACAAUUCCCAGCACCCUGAAUAUCAAAUGGGCGUGACAGAAAAAGAGGGAGGAAAAAAGGAGAUGGCCCCGCCCACUUGUGGUUCUGACCAAACCUUUUUUCUCUGGCCCUUCCCCACCAUCUGUAUACAGCCCCUGACAGGAAAAGAAGACCCCAGGUUUUCCAAACAUUCUCAUGGGGCAGAGAAAAGGGAAGCAAGAACAUCUGGGAAAGAGAAUAAGUGUUUGAUGAAAUUCUUCUAAAAGACAGGUGUGCCCAGUUGGGGAGGGACACAGGUUGCAAGGGGAGGGUGCUACACAGCGACUAAUGCUUAAUCUAUAGGUCACAGCCACAUCCAUGUGAAGCACACGGCUUUCUCCAAAUAACUGCGAACUGCACUUUGUUCACUGGGAAAUGUUGGGAAGUGCUCUGUGGAGGAAACGACAGAUCCCAGGGUCCUUUAGGAGAAGCCGUUUGCUGUGUGGAUGUGGCCUCCGUGACACAUUUGUGUGGAAAAUUAAUUCACAUGUAGAGAAGCUGAGGGGCAGCGUUUAAUAGCGUUUUGAGAUAUGGUGCUGUAUUAGUUCAUGUCAACGCUCUGAGGUUCCCAAUAAGCCACCUGGGCUCUUUUCCUCCUCCCUGAUCCUCCACCCCUUUUCAAGAGUUCUUCAGGAGCAAGCAGCCAGCAGGCUGAGCGGUUGGGAGCUCUGGCAUGUGUGGAAGCGGAGGACACUCCGGCGUGUGAGGAGCCAAGCAAGCUCAGCAGUCGCCUAUGGAGAGAUGUGGAGGAGCACGCUUCGCCACAUUGGAGGUACGGGGAAGGGGCUCUUAAAUGUUUAGUGGUGAGGGGGACAGAGUAGGACAUGUUUUGUGUUUCAUGGGCUCCGACUUGUCAUCUUCUCUCCGCACAGGCCAGUUUGGAACAGGGAUCCAGUCCUACUUUAACUUUCUCCGUUUUUUGGUCUUGAUGAAUUUUGUUGCCUCCCUGCUGGUGGCGGGGUUUGUGAUUGCUCCGAAUGCGGCCUUUGAAGCCUUGUCGCUCAAUCGGACAAGUCACCAGAACAGCAGUUUAGGUAAGCCAUUGAGUAAGGAGGGAUCCUGAUUAAGGUAAGGAGUUAUUUAACUCUUCAGCAGGAGCUGGGCUUCCAAGGUUUAUUGAGGCAUGACAUUUCUCUUCGAACAGGACUCCUGUGCCUUGGACAGCUGUGUAGGAGGCAGAAGUUAAACAGGUGUAGCUUCUCCAUCACAGCAUUUCUGUGGUGUGUGACCUGGUGUAUUUCUAAGCCUGUCAUGCUUGUCAAAAAAAAAAUUUAAAAAAAUUACACCCCACUAGGAAGGGGAAUGGAGCUAAGAGGGUUGAAUCACGGACUCCAGGAACCAGUUCUGUAGAAGGGAAGGAAACUAAUUUUAUUAGAAAAGGGGUACCACAAGCUCAGAUACUUUGGUCCUGGUCUUGUUAUUUUCUUUUUGAGCCCCUAGGCAGGAAUGCGUUAUGCUGCACUCAAAUAAAGCAACUCACCCCUCAAACUCUGUAACAAAGAGACCUUAUUUUUGCAUUCAAAAAUAUAUUAUGCAAACACUAAUUAUGUUUCCACAUAGUUACCUUGUUCUCCAUGAUUUAUUGAGUUUUUCUGAUUCAGAUCUGAAAUAAUGGAAGCAGACAUCUGUUGUGUGUGCAUGUGUUACGGUGAUGACAUAGAGGAAAAGGAGUAGUAGGAAAGUAUGGAAACAUCUCUGUGACACUAAGGGCUAGGCACUUAUUCUAAAAGUUUGAAGCUGAGCUUCUCCAGAUCCUCCGUCCCCAGGAAUAUAUGCGAGAUAUUGCACCUAUCUACCAAAUCCACGGAAUGUACAGCCCUAUUCUUAAAGCAGAUCAAAGUAUCUCCCUUUCCACCCUAUCGGAUCCCAGGACUCUUGGGUUCACCAAGAGAUUAACAGGGUCUAACAGGCUAGAGUGUAAUAGGCUUCAGGACUCCUUGAUUCUGUGGGAAUGGGAAUGGAACAGGGACAAUGAUCUCUUCUUUCUUCCCUUUCAGUGAAUGAAGCUUGUCUGGCUUACAACCCCACACCCAGAGGCUUGGUCAGCUUUUUUUCCUACCUAAUGGACCUUCUGUCAGGCAAGGUGAGAGGCUGUAUCCCCAAGAAGAAACUGUGGAAGGCUGCAGCAGUGACCCAUUUUCAGACUUGGUGUUCAUUUCUCUCCCUGACAGAGUUUCAUGGAGCUCACCUACCUCUUCUACGGCUACUACCAAAAUUCAGCUGUCGAUUUUGUCGGCUUCUCAUACAACUGCCCUCUGGCGUAUGUACUGACAGCACUCUUCUACCUCCACUUCUCCCUGAUGUGGAUUGUACGGAGGUGAGGGCAACUUCAAGUCAUCUUCCACACACGCCAGACAGAGCUCCAGCUCCAGGAAUCACCUUCUUUCUCUCCUACCCACCUUCCAUAGAUCAGUCUAUUGCCUCAAACGUAGCCUGGUUAGUGAAGAUGCUUCCCUCGGAUCCUACAGCAACAAAGUCUUUGCCGGUUGGGAUUUUGGGCUGGUGGAGCGCAAGGCGGCACAGUUAAAGCACAACAGUAUUCGCUACGAACUGCGGGUAAGACAAAGCAGGCAAGCCAGAAAAAGAGCUCGAGGCUUGCUAGUUGGCACUUAGGAUUUGAUUUCAGGGGUCUAGUACAAGGUCUACUCAUGGCCUCAAGGCAAAGAUGUAGAACAAGGAUGGGGAACUGGAUCUGGCCGUCAGGAUAGAUCAGGCAUAGGCAAACUCAGCCCUCCAGAUGUUUUGGGACUACAACUCCCAUCGUUCCUAGCUAACAGGACCAGUGGUCAGGGAUGAUGGGAGUUGUAGUCCCAAAACAUCUGGAGGGCCGAGUUUGCCUAUGCCUGGGAUAGAUCAUUAUCUCCUCCACCCACUGUGGACCAACUUUGACAGGUGAGCAGCAGCACCCAUCUGUCAGUCACCUGACAUCACCGUGAUGUCACACAUGAUGUCAGACAUAGGGCAAGUAGGUGUGGCUUGGCUGAAACGGCCUGGUGGGCCAAAUGGGGAACCUGGUGGGCUUAAUUAGGUUUUCUCCUCCUUUGGCUUAGAUCCUCCCUCACCUGCUUUGCUCCAGCCCUAACGGGAGGAAACCCAAAGCUCAUCUCCCAGAAUUCCCACGUCACACGUAGCUUGAUCCUAUCUCUUCCUAAUUCCAGUGACAAACUGUUCUCUGCCUGCUACCCUCAGCUAGAGAUUUGUCACCUUUCCUGAAGUCUACUUCAGGGAACCUGUGCCACCACCUCUGAUUUGUUGGAUUCCAGCUCUUGUCAGCCCUAGCCAGUAUGAACAGUGGCCAAGGCUGACGAGAACAGGGAUCCAAUGACAUCUGGAGGGCCAAAAGCUCCUCAUUCCUGGUCUAAUGGGUGCCUCCCCAGACAACUGGAGAGAGAUUCCUGCCAGAGUCACUUGAGCUGAUGAAACAUCAAUUGUUCCUUCUGGGGUUAUUUGCCUAACAAAGCUGGUAAGUAGCCACCAACUUUGUUAGGCAAAAUAACUCCAGUACUACAGUAAUUUGGUCACUAAAAAUGGCAGCUAGGGUUGCCAUCUCCCACCCCACAUCCCCUCAAGCUCCAGUGCUUUUCAACAGCUCUGUCAAGAGGGUGAAAUUCAACAGGUGUAGUUUUCUACCCAGUUCUACUUUGCAUGCUGCACACUAUGCUUGUUGAAAUUUCUGCCUAGUUUGGUGUUGGUUAAAAGCUACCAGAGCUUCACCAAAAAGGUGGCAAUGUUAAGUACAUUUGCCUUCUUAACUCCCCAUCGAAGCACUGCUUUUUAGCAGUUGAAUGGCAGGCAGAAAUUCAACAGAGGCAUCUUCUUCAUCUGCAUCUGGCUUUAUUGGAUUUCAGCCUGCUUUCCCCCCCGCCCUGUGCUGCAGGGUGGGACAGCUGAAAGCUGCUAAUUGCAUUUCAGCUUUUGACAAGACUUGCUAGCAACACAUAGAACAAGCACUGUGAUGGCUUUUUUUUUUUUUUUUGGUCCCUGGAGUUAACUAAUAUCCAGAACAAAUGAAGAUUUGGAUAGGAACAAUCUCACAGGAGAUGCACACUGCUUAUCCCUGCCCCACCCAAAACCCUAGGGUGCUCAAGGGUCUCUUUCUCACCUCUUCCUCCCCAUUUCCAGAUGGAUCUAGAAGAGGAGGCAGUUCGCAGGCGCCAGGCAGAGAUGACCACGGCACAGCGCAUCAGGCUCUAUGUCCUCCGUGGGGUGCUCAAUAUUCUGGUUGUGGGUCUGCUAGGAGGAUCUUUCUACUGUAUCUACCUGGCAGCGACAUAUUCCCAGUCACUUCUGGGAGGGGUAAGGAAACGGCUCUCACUUCACACGCAGGAGGCUGUGACGGUCACUAACUUGGAUGCCUCUAAAAGAUGAUUAAGCAAAUUAAUGGAGGAGAGGCUAUUGAUGGCUAUUAGCCAUUAUGGCCAUGCUUUGUCGCCAUGUCAGAAGCAGAAAUGCUUCUGGAUACUCGUUGCUUUAAACCAUAGGCAGGAAGACACUCUUGUGCUCAAAUCCUGCUUGCUACUUUCCCAUGGGCUACUGUGAGAACAAGAUGCUGGACUAGGUGGGCCAUUGAACUGGUCCAGCAGGCUCUUCUUAUGUUCUUAAGCUGAGGCAUGUGGGUGAUAUUCCUGGGUUGACUCAGCACCAUAGCUGUCAACUUACAGAUUUGAAAAUAAGGGACCAGCAGCCUCAAAAAUAAGGGAUCAGCAGCCAAAAUAAGGGAUUUUCCAGGCACAGGUAUGUUCAAUUUCUGAGCCCCUCUGAGCCAAAGGCAGAAAGCCCAGCCAGCAGCCAAACGAAGCCUCAAGUGGUGGUUCCCACAGCGCAGCAACCCGGCAAAGGGGAUGCAGCAAAGAAAACCACCAUCCCCUCUCUGCUGGGAAGCGCUGAGCAAAGGCGAGUCCCCAGGCAACGUGGCCGGGCACAAGUCAUGCAAGCUCCACCCCCCAGUUGUUCUUAGGCUCCUUAUUGGGUGAGCAACACAGCCAAGCAACACAGUUGGAGCCUCCCUCUUCCCUGGCUGGCAGGGAGGGAGGGAGAGGAGCUGCUUCCUUUGAAACCCUGUAAAUUUAAGGGACAUCAUCAAUAAGGGACAGCAGCAGGACAUGGCGCUGGGAUAAGGGAGUUUCCCGCCAAAUAAGGGACGGCUGACAGCUAUUCUCAACACUAGCCUUCCCAUUGUCUAGAUGAACAGUCCAAGUACUGGGGGUGGGGGGGUGGACUGAGAUUCUGCUUGCAAUGGCUCUGUGUCUUUAACAGCUGCACAGCAGGCAGAAAUUCAGCCAGCAUAGCUUUGCCCAUUGGUGCCUCAGUACCUGCCUACUGAAGUUGUGCAUGUAUGAAGCCCGGUUUCUCACUCUCGGAGAAGGCAGAUACAAACCUUGUUCCAUUUCUCACUGCAGCCUUCUUGCCCCCAGAUUAACCUCUCUCUUUCUCUCUCAUUCUGCAGACAGACUCCCAAGUCAAAGGCCAAUUUGUCCUGGAGCUUCUGGUGGCUUAUCUCCCAUCGGUUGUCAUCACAGCUGCCAACCUCAUUGUCCCAAUGAUCUUUGAGAUCAUUGUUCAGCUAGAGAAAUACCCGCUCAGCUUCCAAAUCAAAAUCACGCUUCUCAGGUACAGGAAGUGCUGAGUCCUUGGGAGUGCCUGAGACACACCAGCCUCCUCUUGCAGAGGCAACUGUAGCUUCCACCUCUGAGUGACGGACAGGACUGGAUUGAGCAUCAUGCUACGCAGGCUAUAGGGUGGGAGCCAAGGCCAUCAGUUCCCCUUAGUGAACAGUAGGGAGCCUGUCUGGAUCACAGUAGCCCCUGAAUUAUUUUCAGCUCUGUUCUGAAUCAUAGCCAGGGCCAGAUUAACAAUCAUGCUAAGUAAGUUGCAGAAUGGGUGCCAUUUACAAUGUUUCUGUGAGAUCUCCAUUGUCAGCCAUUGCUUCCUGCAGUUCCUGAAUUCUCUUUGCAGGAACUGUACCAUCAUAGCCCAGGGAUCAUGCCUGGCUAGUGAAGUCAGGCACUAGUUGAGGGCUGGGUUGGCUUCAGGGGCCUGAGACUAGGCCCUGAGUGGGGCAGACGGUCAGUUCAUGCUCUCAUUUUGCAUCAGGCUCAUUCAGGCUGCAGGCAGCAAGGGCCAACAGAGCUGGAACAUAACAAAAUUGCAUCAUACUGUGAGUCUGACCAUGGGUCCAUCUAGCUCAGUGCUGUCUACACAGACUGGCAGCAGCUCUCCAGGGUUUCUGAUGGAACUCUUGCAGCUUUACCUAGAUUUGCCAGGGACUUGAACUUUAGAAGACCAGGAACAGGCCAUCUCUCCCCCACCCACUCACCAUUUUCCAUGGUCAGUUGGCAAACCUACAUAUCAAUCUUUCUGUCUGAUAGGAGCGUCUUCCUCCGUCUUGCAAGCCUGGUGGUUCUUCUCAUUUCUCUCUGGAGCCAGAUCACCUGUGGUGGAGAUCCACAGAACCCUGAGUGUCAGAAAUGUGGCUAUAACAAUCAUCUCCAUCCGGUGAGGUUAGAGGGAGACAAGAGGUUUGGAGCCAAGACUCCUGAGUUCUCUGGGUGGAGAAUGAGUGGGCUAGAAAUCGGGAUGCCUUAGUUCCCUAAGAGGAGCUAGAAUUCAGCUGGCAACUGCAAGAGGUGGUCCUUCCCUUGCGGGGGCAGAAUUUUGUCCAGCAGGGUAGGGAUCAGGAACCAUGAUAUGAAAGUUUAGGUAGCUUAGAGAAAGGGCUGUUCUCAACUAUGAUUCCUCAAUUACUGUAUAUGGGAGAGAAAUUGUGGGGCUCUUUGAAUGGAGCAGAGGGGAAAUAGAUAGUUAUAAAAUAAGAUAAAAAUAUUGAGUGUUUUCCCUCCUGUCCUUCCAGUGCUGGGAGACCUCUGUGGGGCAGGAAAUGUACCGGCUGAUGAUCUUUGACUUGCUUGUCAUGCUGCUUGUCAUGCUGUUUGUGGAGUUUCCAAGAAAGUAAGUGUUUGAUACCCCCCCAUGUUAGGUUUACUUGCUUUCUUAUAUCCCACCCUUUGACUAGAGUCCUCAAAACGACUCCCAAUGUUUAUAAAAUACAAUUGACACACCAUGGACCAUAUGCUAAAAAACCCCCACUACAACCAGCCCCAAUGGAACAAGUGUCUCCCCAUCUGAUGUGCUUUCCCACACAGCAUUGGUAUAAUAACAUGGCCAGCAUUAAAUCACUUGGUUUGGAGAUUUGUUUAAUUUGGUGGUGGGGCUUAUAGUGGGGGACAGCUUUUGUGUCCCUUCCUUCCUUCCUUCCUUCCUUUGUAUGUGUUUAGUUUGGCCUGCCAGCUGAGAACGGAUUGUUUCCACACCAAGAAUUCCCAUACUGUGUGUUAUUUCCUCACUUGAAUCCAGUGGAUUCACUCUGUGGAAUCAAGUCAACAUUGUUGCCCUCUGACUGUAUUCCAUUGCUUUUGUGUUGUUCUCCUAUCUUUCUUCAAACCUGCUUUCUCUGCCUUUCUUUCAUUUAAAAUGCAGUUACAGCACCAACCUGUUCUAUGUUCUAACAAAAUGCUAUUGAAGCUCUUAAGGGUUACUGUGGCUUUAAGGAGCAACUUCCUCCUUACCCCCACUUUCCUAUUGAGCAUGGUAAUAACAUUGCCCGAUGACAGCUUUUUAAUAGCUUCCUAAUUAUAAGGGGAGAAGUGGGGGAGCUUCCAUUACUGAUUUCCCCUCAUUAUUAUUUUCUUUUCAUGUUUAAAUUAUGAGAUAGAGCUCUGUUGAAAUAAAACUAGCAAUAAUAAAGUCUGCUACAUCCCAAGACAGGAGUCAGAAUGCACCAUCAGACUUGAUGUCAUCCCUGUGUUUGUGUCAUGUAAUAAAUUACUUUGGCUGCAGUCCUAUACCCUUACUGGGAGUAAGCCCUGCAGAACCCAGAGGGACUUGCCUUUUGAACACAUGCGUUUAGGAUGGCGUGAUUUUCCACACAGAGUAAUUAAAAUACAAACAAUAAUGUUGGUUUGUUUUUGUUUCUUCUUCCCACUCCCCACAUCUGUUAUGCUGAUGUUUAGGCCCUUCUAUCCCACACUAACCUCAUUCACUCAGGCUCCGAAAAUCUGAAGCAAGAAAGGCUCAAAAGCAAUUUUAGUAUUUUGUAUGAAAACGGCGUUUUCCUAGCAUGCAUCCCUGCCUCAGUUCCUGUACCCGCCAGUGCUGUUUAAAACUUGUAUACAUUUCAGAAUAAUUAGCAUACUAUAUAAUAAAACCAUUCCCCACCACCACCCUUGGGAAGAUGCAAGCCUAGCUGAGUGUAUAGCAACCAAGGGUGCCAACUUGAAUAAAAUAUUUGGGAGGCUCACUUCGCGAUCACAAUACUCUGUGUGCAUACAUCAUUUGAAUGGCAGUGCCCAUUAACUUUGCGGGAGCUUAGCCCCCUCAAAUGUUGUUUUUUUUAGGGUGCUCAGAGGGAACUUGGCCCCUAGGAGUUGGCUCCUACGAUAGCAACAGAGUCCUGGGCACCAGUGGUGUAGCAGGUAGGAUGUUCUACCUGCUAGGUAGACCUAGGAAGACCUAGAUUCCUAUCCUACCAUGGCCAUGAAUCUCAGUGGCCUUGGGCCAAUCACACAGGUUGUUAUCGUCAACUUAACUUCUACUCAAGAGUAGGCCCACUGAAAUGAAUUACGUUAUUCAUGCUCAUUAGUUUCAAUGGGUCUCCUCUGAGUAGGACUAACACUGGAUACAGCCCUUUCCCAGUUUUCUUCAACCUUAGGUUCCCAAAUAUUGCUAGACUUCAACUGCUGUCAUCCCUGACCAUGGGCUAUACUUACUGUGGAUGAUGGGUGUUGUUGUCCAACAACAUCUGAGACACCCAAGGUUGAAGAACACUUGGACUUAGCCAGACCUACUUCACAGGGUUGCAGCAAGAAUAAAAGGAGGUGUGGGGUGGACCAUUAUUUGCCACUUUGAGCUUCCCGGAAGAAAUCUGUAGUAUAAAUGGAAUGAAUGACUGGAGGAACAGAAGAGCACGUAUUUGUGGCUGGGCUGCAGGUGUCAGAUGCCGCCUGUGGGAUCCAUGCCUGCCUUCAGCUUCUUUUCUUUGCCUUCUAGGUUGCUGGUGACUGCCUUCCCUACCUGCCGCUUGCUGAAAUUCUGGGGGCAGCAGGAGUUUGUGGUGCCUGGCAAUGUCCUGGACCUGGUGUAUGGGCAGACCCUGUGCUGGACGGGGGUUCUUUUCUGCCCCCUGCUGCCUGUACUCAAUACCAUCAAGUAUAUUGUAGUCUUCUACUUGAAAAAGGUGACCCUCAUUUAAAAGUUAUGAAUGUUCUCUGGCUAUGAACUGGGCAACCUUAGUUGCAAAGGAUUCUGGGACAUGUUCUAAGUGGCACACUUAGUUCAGUGCGCCAUCUGGUCAGGCCUUCAAGGAUCACAGCGGGAGGGUCUCCUGAGCUCUUUUACAUUUUCUUCCAUCUUCCUUCCAGCUAACCCUCUAUGCCAAUUGUCGUCCGGCCGAACGGACGUUUCGUGCCUCCAGCUCCAACUUCUUCUUCCUGUUGGUUUUGCUUUUGGGUCUGGCUAUUUCCUGUGUCCCUGCCCUCUACAGCAUGUUUGUGUAAGUAUAAAUGCACCCCCUCUGAACCCAACCGCCUCCCAAUAGCUGUAAUAGAGCCAUUUGCAGCCACAAUUGUUGUUCGCUGCUGGCACAUCUUGUGUCUUAAAUCUGACUGUGGGGACUUAAUGUGCUCCUUUGUGCAAAACUGCUUGCCCCCGCCUCUGAAAAAGGGAAACCCAGAAGGGCUGGCCAAAGUAUAGUGAAAAACCAACACUAUGUGGCUUACAAGAUAUGCACAUGGGCAGUCAAUGACCAAGGUCCUUGCAAUGAAGGACAUGACGACAGAAUUAGAGAAUUAAGAGCCUAAAUGACUGGCUGCUCCAUAAAGAAUGGAGGGUUAAGUAGAGAGUUUUGAAACCAUUAACGCAGUAGGCUUGGUAGGGUCUGCAGCUCAGUGUUGGAGAAUGUGCUCAUCAUGCCUGGAACCACCAAUUUAAAAAUUAUUUUGCGAUGGGAAGAACUCUGUUCAUCUAAAGCAGGGGUGAAGAACCUGUUGCCCUCCAGAUAUUCCUGAACUACAACUCCCAGCAGCCCCAGCAAAGUUAGCCAAAGGCCAGCAAUGAUGUUGUCCUCCACUAUCUGGAGGGCCAAAUGUUCUCCACACCUGAUCUUGGACAGCUUGGUGUCAGUCUGAGUAGGCAGUUCUGAGCUAGAAGGACAAAUGGCCCGGCUCUGUAAAAGACAAUUUUACACUGCUCCCUCAUCUGAGUGAGAGAAGUAACUGAGCAAGGAUCCCUUUCCUGUUAGAUCUGAAGUUUUCCCCCCCCCAAAGAUCUUCUUAUGGGUUUGGAGGGUCAGUAUGGAUGAUACCCAUGGGGUCCUUUCAAAUCUUAUGUCUGUGGUCUUAGAAUCUAUGAGAGGGAACCUGCUGAAUCAGUCAGAUUAGUCUCUUUGUUAAAGGCCUUGGUUGGACAGUUAAGUAGUGCAAUUUGCAUAGGAUAAUAGAAUCAUAGAGUUGGAAGGGACUCCGGGGGGUCAUCUAGUCCAACCCCUGCAAUGCAGGAAUCUCAAGUAGAUCAUACAUGACAGAUGGCCAUCCAGCCUACCCAAAGAGGAGACAAAUGAGUGAGCCUUUUCCAACCUCAUCUUGCUGGAGGUCGUCGUUAUCCUUGUAGCUGUUUCAACAGACAACUGGCCCUGCAGAAGCUGGCAAUAUUUUCAUGGUAGCUUUUGAUGCUUUUCAUUUGUGUUAACCUUGAAGUUGCCCUUCACACCUGCCGCUGCCAAUUCUUCCGCUUUAUCCCUGCUCUCUCUCUCCUCCAGUUUGCCUCCUUCGAAGGCCUGUGGUCCAUUCCGGGGGGAGCCCACUAUGUGGAACACUGUCAGCAGUGCUAUCUCUGAGUUACCCCGCACUGCCCGGGACUUCUUUGGAUAUGUGGGCUCCAUAGCAUUUGCUGUGCCCUUGUUCCUGCUAUUGAGGUGAGAAGGAGCUAGGUAUCGGAAUGGGAUGCUAGUGUGGUAAGGUUCAGGUAUGGAUUUGAGGAGUAAAAGAGAGAGGUCUUCUGAGUCCAGAGUCCGUCUUGUGGAAUGGAAAACACUGAUUUAUUUAAAUUCUUUUUACCCCAUUGUUAAGGUGCAAAAGACACUCAGCAUGGCUGUUUACAAUGAUCACUAGUAAGAUGGCCCCUCUCCUCAGGUUUACAGUCUAAAGAGCACAGCACAAAAGGAAAUAAAAUUGGGAGGGAGGAGGAAAAAAACCAAACACAGGUGCUAGUUUUAAGUUACAAAGUUCUUUGGGGUUCUUUUGCUGUGUGGGGAAGCAAGCUCUCUAUGGUUGAUCCUUCUCUGGUUGAUCCCCUCCUUGCUAUUCUUCUUUUUGGGAUAUGGAGGGAGCAGCCUCACAGCGCAAUGGUCCCCUGAUGGCAGAGACCAUUGUGUGCUGUCUUUCACCUGUAUAAUCUCAGGGGAACUGCAGUGCCAUUGCCACCUGUCUCCUCUCAUCUGUCUUUUUUCUUUUUAAACCUUCCUAGCAUCCUCAUGUUCUUCCUCAAGGCACUGGCUGACUCCUACAGCUCUGUGGUCAAAGGCCUUAAAUGGCAGCUCCGUUUGGUAAGUGGUUCCUAACAGGUUGGGAUGGCCAGUGUGAUGCCUUUCAGGUGGUUUGGACUGCAACUCCCACCUUCCCCAUCCAGCAUGGUCAAUGGUGAGGGAUGAUGGGAGUUGUACUCCAACAAUAUCUGGAGGAUCCCACAUUGUCCACAUCUGACAAGGGUCACAGUUAAAGAAUGGGUGGGUAGUGCAAUCCACUCUCAAUCAAUUUUAUUCUAUUUAGCCAAAGGCCUUUACAAUGGACGACAGAGAAUAAAAGGAAACUUUAAUCUAAAAUCAUAAAAUGUAACCUGUAGCAGUUUACAGCAUCAAAAGAAAUUUACAACAUAAAAAUUUAAGAUUGGAGUGCAUUCACAGAGCUGGAACGGAGCUUCUUGGCUGCCAGUGCAAAUUUGGCUACCUGGUGUGUAAUAUAUAGAUGUUUAUCUGCUAUGAGUUCCACUGUCACUUCCUGUGCGGAUCGACCUGGAAGCCAAUUAAGAAUUGGCGAUAUAAAUUUUCCUCCAGGCGUUGUAUACAAGGGGCAAAUCCAGCGUUGACAGGUUCAAAUUGGCAGACUCAGAGGAGGAAGAGAUUAACAGUGUGGUGCACACAUUGAUAAAUGUUUUGGAAACUGAGAUAAUUUCCUCUCUGUUAAUUCUGUUAUCAGUGGCCACCAAAAAAGUUCAGUGGGAGAGAUUCAGUCUCUGGCUUCGUUGAUAGUAGGGCUGGGAAUACAAUGGCCACUAAAGCAUCAGUCAAAGAGAAGACACUGCUUUGCAUAAAGUUUACACAUGCAUAGAUCAGAGGUGAAAAAUAUCUGUCAAAUGCAACCCUUCAAGCCUCUCUCUGGUCCUCAAGUCUCUUCCCCAGGCCACCGCACACACUUACCCUGGCUUUUGACACUUGAGGUGUAUGCUUUUAGGACUCAACUUACUAUCUUCUGCCAGUAUCAGGAGGAAACCUCUGCUGCCAGCCACAAUAACCAGUGUGAUGCUAGAAUAAUCUAACUUGCUAUUCAGCAGUUUCUUUAAAGAUGUCCGUCCCAUCACUAUCCUGGUUGUGUGUUGAGGGGGGGGGGGAGAGAUGGGGGAGAGAGAGAGAAAUUGUGGUAGGUGAACUCCAUCCAAAAUGGAGGGAGAGGGGAAAGGAAACCUAGUAGCAUCCUCUUACCAUCAUUUCCAAAGUUGAGGGGCGAAUUUUAUUUCUUCUCCCUCUUAGAAGAAAGGCAGAUCUCAUUUUUUUUUAUUAAAAAGGAAGAUUAAAUGCUGAAAUAUGUUAGUGAUUAUAUGGGCUCCUUCACUCAGUGCAGAAUAGGAGAGAUGAGGAGAUAAAUGCCAUUGUUUUUAAUUUUCUCUUUCUGUCCUUCAGGAGGGUCAGGACAAACUUUUCCUGGUGAAACAGAUCUCUGAGCUGAGCCAGUGAAGCAAAUGGAUGCAUAAUGAGAGAUCUCUUCUUCUCAUCAGAAAGAAUGUUAGGAUAUCACUGAUUUUGGCAGUAUUGCUUCUGCAGAUUCCAUCAGCUCUGUUCUUCGAUGCUGGAUCCCCUGGCUUUUUCACCAUUCUUCAUAGACAGGACUCUGACCAAUUUUGCUCUAAGACAAAUGUAUUGUUAUGUUUUAUGGGUGCCAGAAUGGUCCCAUGUACACAGAUCCUUGACCCAGGUUUGAAGUGAAAUGCUGCUAGAUAUGUAACUGAAACAAGAAACAAACACCUGUUGGGAAUUAGACUUCAGUGCUGCAAUGAACCAGAGAACCAUAGCUCAGUGGUAGAGCACCUGCUUUGCAUGCAAAAUAUCUGAGGUUCAAUCCCUGACAUCUUUGGGUAGGACUGGGGAAGAGCCUGGUCUUAAAACAUGGAAAGCAACUGACAGACAGUGUAGACAUUACUGGGUAGAUGGAUUGAUGGUGUGGUCUUGCCUUAAAUCCUGGAAAUAGGGUUGCCAUAUUUCAAGCAGUGAAAAUUUGGACGGAAAAGUUGGCAAAGUUGUUGGACAUAGGGCAACCCUACCUGUAAAGCUACAGUUCAGUCAGUACAGACUCACUAGACUAACUUGGAAGAAGGCCGCUUCCUGUGUUCCUAAUAGCUAGAAAAUAUGUGCCCCCCCCGAACAAUGUUUCAAUAUAUG
Messenger RNA from Podarcis lilfordi (Lilford's wall lizard), 15778 nucleotides. NCBI's taxonomy places the organism in Eukaryota, Metazoa, Chordata, Lepidosauria, Squamata, Lacertidae. The record is from the annotation of a GenBank genome assembly.